GUUGGUGCAAACGGAGUGUGCAGUUAAGCUAAAAGCUCAUUCUUCUCCUUCCUUCCUUCGAUCUAUCUAUCACGAAUCACGAUUGAUUAUCAUUACAUUCACAUUCUUCACCACUCAAAUCUCAUUCCUUCCUUCCUUCAGAUUUGAGUUUUCAUUUCCAUUUUCAUUUUCAUUUUCCUGGGAAAAUAUCACUUUCUCGUAACCAUGACCACUGCAAGCAGACUCAAAUCCGUCGAUUUUUACAGAAAAAUCCCAAGAGAUUUAACUGAGGCAUCAUUAUCUGGAGCAGGGUUAUCCAUAGUUGCAGCUCUCGCCAUGGUGUUUUUAUUUGGAAUGGAACUUAAUGAAUAUUUAUCUGUCACCACCACUACAUCUGUGAUUGUUGACAAGAGUUCUGAUGGAGACUUUUUAAGGAUAGAUUUCAAUUUCAGUUUUCCUGCACUCUCAUGUGAGUUUGCAUCGGUCGAUGUGAGUGAUGUGCUGGGAACAAACAGGCUGAAUCUAACAAAAACAGUUCGCAAGUUUUCUAUUGAUCCAAAUUUAAGACCCACGGGGCAUGAGUUUCAACCAGGCCCGGCUACCAACGUCAUUAAGCAUGAUGAGAAAGUGGAUGAAGAAUCCCUUGAAGGUGCUUUUGUAUUCACGUCAGACAAUUUUGAUAAAUAUGCUCAUCAAUUUCCAAUUACAGCUGUAAAUUUUUAUGCUCCUUGGUGUUACUGGAGUCAACGAUUGAGACCUUCAUGGGAGAAGGCAGCUAAAAUAAUAAGAGAGAGACAUGAUCCGGAAAUGGAUGGUCGAAUAUUUAUGGGGAAGGUAGAUUGCACUCAAGAAGGAGACUUGUGCCGGAGGCAUCACAUACAAGGGUAUCCGUCCAUUCGUAUCUUUCGUAAAGGAAGUGAUAUCAGAAGUGAUCACGGACAUCAUGAACAUGAGUCCUAUUAUGGAGAUCGUGAUACAGAUAGCCUUGUUAAGACAAUGGAGAAUUUAGUAGCAUCUCUCCCUUCAGAGUCUCAGAAGCUAGCUUUGGAGGAUAAAUUAAAUGUUGAGAAUGCAAAAAGAGCAGCACCAUCAGCUGGAGGAUGUCGAAUUGAAGGAUAUGUACGUGUCAAGAAGGUUCCAGGAAACUUGAUCGUCUCAGCAAGAUCUGAUACCCAUUCCUUUGAUGCUUCUCAAAUGAACAUGUCGCAUGUCGUACACCAUUUAUCUUUUGGAAGGAAAUUGACACCUAGGGCUAUGAGUGAUCUCAAGCGUUUGAUACCUUAUAUUGGUAACAGCCAUGACAGGCUGAAUGGUCUGUCAUUCAUCAAUUCACAUGAUUUAGGAGCAAAUAUUACUAUGGAGCAUUACCUUCAGAUAGUUAAAACAGAAGUGAUUACUAGAAAAGAUUAUCAAUUAGUUGAGGAGUACGAGUACACAGCGCAUAGCAGUGUAGCACACAGUUUACACAUUCCUGUUGCGAGGUUCCAUCUCGAGCUUUCCCCCAUGCAGGUCUUGAUAACAGAACAGCAGAAGUCUUUUUCACAUUUUAUUACGAACGUUUGUGCUAUUAUUGGGGGUGUUUUCACGGUAGCUGGAAUUGCGGAAUCGAUUUUGCACAACACUAUUAGGUUAAUGAAAAAAGUUGAGCUGGGCAAGAAUUUUUGAUAGAUAGUUGGAUUUUUUAUCUAGGUUAGGGUUCUUGAUUCACUAAACCUACUUCAAUGAGGAGGUCUUUCGGAAGAUUGUUAUCUAUAGAUACGCUAUAUAUAAAGCAUAAAAAUGUAGCGUUAGUGUUUUUCUUUUCAUUUGGUAAAAUGAUCAUGACAUGUAUUGCGAGCACCACCAUAUUUUUGUACUUGGUAGCGUUUUGGUAAAUAGAAUAAUUAAGAGCUGA
Molecule: messenger RNA, 1873 nt
Organism: Trifolium pratense (red clover)
Lineage: Eukaryota; Viridiplantae; Streptophyta; Magnoliopsida; Fabales; Fabaceae
Product: protein disulfide-isomerase 5-4-like
Exons: 15
Coding region: 205-1644 (479 amino acids)
Cellular component (GO): COPII-coated ER to Golgi transport vesicle; endoplasmic reticulum
Source: RefSeq, a predicted model, not a curated record